Gymnodraco acuticeps is the source of this 1597-nucleotide messenger RNA. RefSeq names its product FtsJ RNA 2'-O-methyltransferase 1 (gene ftsj1). The record is from RefSeq and is a predicted model, not a curated record. The transcript has 12 exons. Gene Ontology annotation, cellular component: cytoplasm. Lineage: Eukaryota; Metazoa; Chordata; Actinopteri; Perciformes; Bathydraconidae. Gene Ontology annotation, biological process: tRNA methylation; cytoplasmic translation. Bases 94 to 1125 code for a protein of 343 amino acids. Gene Ontology annotation, molecular function: tRNA methyltransferase activity.
CCAUCGUCAACACCGGAACAACACGUGAACAGAAGGUAAAACAGCAGCUAAUGGUUCAUAAAACAUGAAUAAACUAGAUUAAAUAGGGUCAGGAUGGGUCGCUCCUCAAAAGACAAGCGGGACAUUUACUAUCGUCUGGCCAAAGAGGAGGGCUGGAGAGCGAGGAGCGCCUUCAAGCUGCUGCAGCUGGACCAGGAGUUCAACUUGUUCACAGGAGUGAACAGAGCGGUGGAUCUGUGUGCGGCUCCUGGCAGCUGGAGUCAGGUCCUCAGUCGGAAACUCAGAGGGCUGGAGGAGAAAGGAGAGAAGGUCGAGGAGGUGAAGAUCGUGGCGGUGGACCUGCAGGCCAUGGCUCCUCUGCCGGGAGUCACCCAGAUCCAGGGAGACAUCACCAAGGUGUCCACAGCUCAGGAGAUCAUCCGUCACUUUGAGGGUCAGCCGGCUGAUCUGGUGGUGUGUGAUGGAGCUCCAGACGUAACCGGUCUCCAUGACGUGGACGAGUACAUCCAGGCUCAGCUCCUAUUGGCCGCUCUGAACAUCACAUCUCACGUCCUGAAACCUGGGGGGACGUUUGUGGCCAAACCCCCUGGUGGCCAGUACAUACAUUAUGUGGCCCCCACCACCAUCCAAGUUGCCCAUCCCUGCUCUACAGGGAAGAUCUUCAGAGGUAAAGACGUCACUCUGCUGUACUCCCAGCUCAAGCUCUUCUUCGGUGGUGUAACCUGCGCAAAGCCCCGCAGCAGCAGGAACUCCAGCAUCGAGGCCUUCGUCGUGUGUCAGAAUUACUCUCCUCCUGAAGGCUACGUCCCCAACAUGUCCAACCCUCUGCUGGAUCACGCCUACGACGUGGACUUCAACCAGCUGGAGGGUCCGAACCGCGUCAUCGUUCCCUUCCUGGCGUGCGGCGACCUCAGCGCCUUCGACUCCGACCGGACGUACCCUCUGCAGCUGGACUCUGGUAAACAGUACGAGUACACCCCCCCCACGCAGCCCCCGAUCUGCCCCCCCUACCAGCAGGCCUGCCACCUCCGAAAAAACAACCUGCUGUCCAGAGAAGAUGCCAAACGUCCCGACCAGAACCAGGACGAGACGGGUCCAACAGCCGAGUCCAACUCAUCCGUCUGACAGCUGCUGAUCUGUGGGGAAAGUUACACAGCUUUUAAAUGGAACAGUUUGAUAUUAUGAGAGAGUCUCUUCUUUUCUGUCCGACAAGCAGAUAGACAUUUGUUUCAUUUCCGUCCAUUACAGAGGCCCAAGCAUGUUUAGCUUAGCAUAAAGACUGCUAGCCAUUCCCUGCAUCCAGUCUGUGUGCUAAGCUAGGCUAAACAUGCUCUGGACUGUUUGCUGUACUUGGUAUUUUUAAAGUCCUGGGAGUACGUGUUUACCACAUUUGUCAGAUUUUAUGUUCCAGUAUCUUUGGACAAAUCUUUCAUCCACCAUGGUUGAGGAACUAUAAGCAUUUUGUAUUUUAACAAUAAAGUCAUUUCUUUGAGGCGAACCAACAUGGUGGUAUUUUCAGUGUUAUUAAACCCUGCAUUAUGUUAUUUUUCUGUCAUGCAUUUCUUCAUGCUUUUCUUAAUAAACAGCCCUGCCCUGA